CGCCAUCUUCUGGGAAAUUCAGAUGAUUGUGCGUGUGUGUUGAGCGUGUGUUUACAUUGUCAAUAUGCAAUUUUAUACUGAAUAUAAAUAAUUUAUUAAAUUAUACAGAGUAAAUUUGUAUUUUAAGUCUAUCGAAUUCGGAGUUUCUUGAUAAAAAAGAUUUACAAGUGAAAGAUAAAUGUAUUUUGAAGACUACUUUAUAUUGAUUGAUAGAUGAAUUUAAGUAAGGUUAGAAAAACCGGCGCGUAAAUAUUUUGAUGUUAAUAAUAAAAUAGUAUUUAUUAAUAAAAACUCAUCAAGUGUUUUCUAAAAAUUUCUUAAGUUUAAAUAAAUUCGAGUAAUUCAUAUUUAUUGUUAAAUAAUGGAUCGUCAGAGCAUUGGAAGUCUGCUUGGUCGCAGCAUAUCCUCACCAAGAGGUCCUAGAGGAAUGUCCAUAGCACAAUCAUUAAAGCGUCAAAAUAGCGCCGUCAGUGUGUCUGGUAGAUCAAAUCAAUCAGUUCAAGUAAUUUAUCGAUCUUCAGCUCACGUAGUCGAGAGUUUUGGUUCUUCUCUUCCAGUUCUAGUAACUGAAGCUCUCACAUUUGUUGACAGAAGUGCGGAAGUAAGUGUUAGUAUUUCCCAUAAUGGUUGGGCCUGGUUAGUUUGUGGCAGAAGAUUAUUAGUUUGGCAAUGUAAAACCACAAUUCACGAUCCAAAACAACGUCAUGCUUUUAAAAGUCAAUGCAGAGAACUUUUAUUACCUCAAAGUGACCUGGCACAUAAAGCUGAUUGCAUUGUGGUUUGGGUUCCUCCAGGCCACCAAGUACCUAGUUGUAUGGCAGUGUCUCCAGAAGGUAUAGUGCGCUAUUGGCCAAGUGUAGCUCACGAAGAAACAUCUGUUGAAACUAGUGCAGAACUGGCAGGCCAAGAAGUCGAUUGUUUAACUCAUAUUCCAGGUCAUGGAUGUAUUUUAGCAACAACUACUUGCACUGUUGCUCUACUUCAACCUCAGUUUAAUAGUGGGAGAAAUAGUAUAUCAUGUAGAGUAUUAAGAACUAGCCAAGGAUGGCUUGGAGGCAUUGGAAGGCGAAUGUCUUCAUUGAUAUUUGGUGCAAUGCCACAAUCUCCAGUCACAGAAACUAAACUAGCAAAAGUCACUUGUACUAGCUUUGGAGAUCGAGGUUCCAGAGUUUUAAUUCUUGCCGGAUCUUCUCUUCAAUACUGGUCCUUUCCUCUAAACGAACAAGAAAAAAUGGAAUUUGAUGAAGACGUUGGUCAUGUAGUUUCUCAAGCAUUCCAAAGAAAAAUCUGGGAAUCAAAUAUUGCAAAUCCUCAAAACAUGGAAACUUGGUUAAUCGACAUGCAAACAUCUGAUGAUGGAAUAAUUCUUUUAGUAGCUGCCCACUGUGCUGAUAUAUCACCUCAGAUCCAAUUCGCUCUUGGAUUACUUCCAUUAACUGGCACGUCUCUAACUAAUUCUUUCAAGUGGUUUAUUCCCAUUAAAAUCGGACCAUUCCUACACCAAGAUGAUGUAGAUACUGUGAUAUCUUCUUUUAGGUUCAUUCUUUCUGGAUGGGAAGCAAUCAUUUAUAACUUUUCGACUGUUUUAACUGUUAAUAUUACUAAUGAACUGGAGCAAGACAAGAUAGACUUGGUUCGAGGUGGAGAAGAUAGAAUUCUCGGUGGAGAUUUGUGCUCCAAUACUCCUGUAUUAUUUACUAGAAAUCUCGGACUAGUUACAAUUAUUCCAACUAAUGACUUUACAUCUCCAGAUUUUAAUUCCAGUUAUGCAGAAGUCAAUAGUACUAUGGAAGUUAUUCCUAAUGAUAAUUUUUCUGAUAAUUUAACCAUGACGAUUUCAAAUGAUCGCAUUAGAGAGAUGUAUUACUCUGCUGAUGGUAUUGAACAACUGAAAGCUGCAUUUUUACUCAGCUUAAAAGAUAAUAGAUAUACACAUUCUAAAACAGAGUGUGAACAAAUUUUAGCUGAGUUAUUUCCUUUAGAAGACGAACCAGUUAUGGAUAUUGAUGCUAUAUUGGAUACUCUAGUUUUAAAAGUCGCUCAAAAGCUAAUUGAUGAUUAUCCGCCUAAUGAUCCACGAUGGGCCAAUUGUAUGGACACUUCACUGACACUUACAACUGUUAGAUCAAUGCAAAUUCCUCAUCAACUUGAAGGAAAACAACAGGCUUUAAAUUAUUAUGUCAAUUUUUUAAAAGAACAUAAUCUUUGGAGCAGAUUUUCUGCGGUAACUUAUCGAGGAAUAAUCAUGGCGACUUCUCAUGUGCUUGGAGAAUAUGCAGAAAAGAUUGUAGCUGCGAUUGCUAUUUAUAACCUUCAAAAUCGAUACCCUGAUAUUUUGGAUCCGAUAAUUGAAGCCACUUUAACUCCAGAGUCUUUUGUGUCGAAUGAAUUAACAGCGAAAGAUAUUUUCUAUCGUGAAGUUAGCUCUAUUCAUCUACUUCUUCCUAAUUUAGUUAAUAGUGCAGUCGAAGUGACACAAUCGGAUAAACCUAUCCAUCUUAUAUCUCAAUACCUACUUCAAAUUAAUUCUAUUAUGCUUGGAAUUUUAGAUGAAGUAAUUAAGUAUCGCCAAGCAAAUGCUAAACGCUAUGUUCCUGCUAGAAAUUCCAAUGCUUUAACAGAGUAUCUUCCAUGGACAGCUGCUACUGGUAAAAAUGAACUGAGAACAUGUCUUCAUACUUUGUAUAAUUUAACUUUAAAGCAUGGAGUUACUGGAACCAAUGAUUCCUCUUUGAUAACAGAACUUUAUAAUCAAAUCGUUGGUCUCAUUGAUUUGAUCCUAGAUGGUAGAAAGUGCCAUUUAGAAAGCAUUCGUGGAUCAGAUAAAUUUGAAGUUCUCUUGAAACAGUAUGAAAAUGAAAGAACGAAUUUAAUUCAACCUUUAAUAAAAAAUGAACAGUAUGAGAAUGCUGCUAAGCUUGCUGAAAAAUAUUGCGAUUUUGCAUCAUUGGUAAACAUUUGUGAACUUACUAAUAAUAAAAAUAGACUUGAUGUUUACUCAGAAAAAUUUGCUUCUCAUGAUUUUGCGGGAUUUUUAUUUAAUUGGUAUCUAAAAGAUGGAAGACAAGGACAGUUGGUUGAAAGAUGUCGAAGAGGUGGUGGAGAUUUAAUGGAAAAAGUAUCAGAGCAUCCAGAAAUUUCUUGGGUUCAAGCUUCUUUAACAGACGAAUUUAGAUUAGCUGCGAAUACUCUUCAUUCUCUGGCUCUAAAAGAAGUAGAAUUGGUGAAGAGAAAAAAAACAAUGUUAAGCUUAAGUAAACUGGCAUUACUUUGUUCUAACGAUGAUCCGUAUGAUAUUGAAGAUAAUUGUGAAGGAAUUAAUAAGGAAUUGGAAUUAAUAGCGUAUCAAGAAGAAAUCCCUGAUGCUGUACUGGAAAAUUAUGGAUACAACGUCAAUAAAUUGAGAGUUUUGACUCCAACGGAAUUAAUUAAUUUAUAUACAUGUGAUGAAAAUACACUUGUUAACGAAUUUGAUUUCAAAAAAGCUUUGGAUUUGUUGGAUUAUAUUGAAGAUGAAAAUGAAAAAGAGGCAUUAAGACUGAGAACAUGGGCAAGAUUAGCAAGACAUGAUAAAUGGGAUACUGUUUCUAAAAAUCCAGAGCAACAAAUUGAAGAAACUUUAUUCUUCAAAUUAAUUUCGCUAAUUCAUGUGAUGGGUGAUUUAAACGGUGGUUUGUUUCCACCAAUUGAUUCAUUACUAAUGGAACCGACUCUUGGCAGUUUAGCGGAUUCAAGUAACUUCCAAUUUCUCAUUAAAUUAACCUACGAAUAUGCCUCACAAAGAUUUUUACCAUCUUCAAAAUGAACUAUGUUAAUUAAAAUAUAUGUUUAAAAAAAUUUAUACUUUAAUAAUGAUUGAUUAAAAA
Molecule: messenger RNA, 3866 nt
Organism: Chelonus insularis
Lineage: Eukaryota; Metazoa; Arthropoda; Insecta; Hymenoptera; Braconidae
Gene: Nup133
Product: nuclear pore complex protein Nup133
Exons: 4
Coding region: 362-3805 (1147 amino acids)
Biological process (GO): poly(A)+ mRNA export from nucleus; protein import into nucleus; transcription-dependent tethering of RNA polymerase II gene DNA at nuclear periphery
Cellular component (GO): nuclear pore outer ring
Molecular function (GO): structural constituent of nuclear pore; protein binding
Source: RefSeq, a predicted model, not a curated record